Messenger RNA from Aspergillus fischeri NRRL 181, 1011 nucleotides. RefSeq lists its product as uncharacterized. Gene Ontology annotation, biological process: tRNA wobble uridine modification. Bases 1 to 1011 code for a protein of 336 amino acids. NCBI's taxonomy places the organism in Eukaryota, Fungi, Ascomycota, Eurotiomycetes, Eurotiales, Aspergillaceae. Gene Ontology annotation, cellular component: elongator holoenzyme complex. The record is from RefSeq and is a predicted model, not a curated record. The transcript has 3 exons.
AUGCCCUCCCAACCGGCAGUACCACCCCUCCUAUCGCCAUAUGUAACGUCCCUCCCUCCCUCCUCACUCACAGUCUUGUCCUCAGUACUAGACGCAACGGGCAAUUGGCUCGUCCUCCGAUUUCUCUAUGCUGCACUAAGCGCGCCGUCCAACUCCCACGUUGCGUUCGGUAGCGAUGGCGUUGAUGGGCGGACAAAGCGCAAAGUCGUGCUUGGUUUGGAUCUUGCGCGCCUGACAGACAAGGGCCAAUUUGCCUUUGUCGAUGGACUCUCGGAACUCUUUUACGCACCUUCGGCAACCCCAAGAUCACCGACGCCAUCAUCUUCGCCAUCUGCCAUUCCUCCCAGGACUGUCCUCCCUCUGCGCACAUCCCCAGGCGCUGUCCCGGGACGAGCUCCGCAACCUCUGCCGCGACCGAGCCCCACGGUCCCGAGUAGAGCAUCGACCGAGAAUGGACGUACGAAACGACUACAUUUCUCGGGCAGCGGGUUCGGAGCCCUUGACGCACUCGAGAAUGGAAUCGCGAAUGUGAUCGAGCAGCUAAAAACCUCGAAAGACGGAGAUGAAGGGGAACCCGAAGUCCUACUGGUCAUUGACCAACCGGACAUGCUACUGGCCGCUACGGGUCCGAAUAAGGGUAUAGGCGCUACGGAAAUGGGGGAAUGGGUCAUGGGACUACAGGAGCAUGCUUAUGCGACAAUCCUGACGCUUUCCGCCGAUUCGCCAUUGAUACACAAUGCAUCAACGUCUGCCUCGCAAUCGGCGACGCCAUUGGAGAUGGAGCAUGCCGCAUUUGCCAUUGGAUCGGCUCAUCGGGCGGAGAUGGUCAUGCAAUUGCGCAGUUUGGAAACCGGUGCGGCCAGGGACGUCAGUGGAGUGCUGAGGAUAAACAAAGGAGGCGCCUGGGGCAGGAGUGAAAAGACAGGUGCUGAGGGUGAGUGGGAAGAGAAAGAGGUGCUGUACUUCAUUCAAAGAGAUGGAGGUGUCAGGAUUUUCGGGAGAGGAGAAUAA